Molecule: messenger RNA, 2097 nt
Organism: Vigna unguiculata (cowpea)
Lineage: Eukaryota; Viridiplantae; Streptophyta; Magnoliopsida; Fabales; Fabaceae
Molecular function (GO): protein binding
Source: RefSeq, a predicted model, not a curated record
CAUUUAUCGAUAAUGAGCGUGCGGAAAGCGAGAUGUGGAAACAGCAGCACGUGGUUCUUCUGGGUGGCAACACAAAUCUGAACGGCGUUGUGAUGAUUGUGGGAUAGGAUAAAACCAACCCAAACCCAAACGCAAACACGCACAGCGAAAACCAGGCUUUUAAUUUCUUGAUUAGUUAAUUUUGAAAUAAAUAAUUGGUUUGGGUGAUAUCAUUAAUGCAAUUUCCCACACUUCCCCAGUGAGGAAAUGAAGCAGAAUCAGUUGGAGUAUUAAGAAGAAGAGUACAAUCGAUUAUCAUUCUGCGACCGACAAUGGUUUCUGCGGAGAAUGAUUCGCAUUCCACUUCCGAUCAAGCUACUCAUGACCAUUCAUCCGUUUCCGACAAAGCUCACAGAAGCAUCGGCAAGUCCAUGCGAACAGUGCGCUCCAAAUUGUUCCGACGCGACCACGCCACCUGCGUCUCCGAUAGCCUAACCGAUUCGCUCAUGGAACUCGCCUCGCGAAACUCCAAGUCAGUUAAAUCUUCCGUUACGGAGGAGCAACUUCUCGAGCUCUCUCAAGCUUUGAGCGAUUUCUCUGCCUGUAGCAGCGAUAUCUCUGGAGAGCUCCAGAGGCUCGCAACGGUAUCCUCCUACGAACCUGCAGUUGACGGGGAUCGCGAGCCCGAACCUGAGCCAGAGCCUUGCCUAGGGUUUCUCCAACGGGAGAGUUUCUCCACGGAGAUAAUCGAGAGUAUCUCGCCGGAGGAUCUUCAGCCCACGGUCAAGAUCUGCGUCGACGGACUGCAUUCUCCGUCCGUGGCGGUGAAGCGAUCGGCGGCGGCGAAGCUGAGGCUCUUGGCGAAGAACAGAGCGGACAACCGCGCUCUUAUCGGCGAGUCCGGUGCGGUGCCUGCUCUGGUUCCGCUGCUCCGGUGCAGCGAUCCGUGGACGCAGGAGCACGCGGUGACGGCGUUGCUGAAUCUGUCUCUUCUGGAGGAGAACAAGGCUCUGAUAACGAAUGCCGGUGCGGUGAAGUCACUGAUUUACGUGCUUAAAACAGGGACGGAGACUUCGAAGCAGAACGCGGCUUGCGCGCUGAUGAGUCUUGCGUUGGUGGAGGAGAACAAGAUCUCGAUCGGUGCUUGCGGGGCGAUACCGCCGCUGGUUUCGCUGCUACUGAAUGGGUCCCACAGAGGGAAGAAGGACGCACUGACGACGCUGUAUAAGCUGUGUUCGGUGCGGCAGAACAAAGAGAGGGCGGUGAGCGCAGGGGCAGUGAAGCCGCUGGUGGAGUUGGUGGCGGAGGAAGGGAGCGGGAUGGCGGACAAGGCAAUGGUGGUGCUAAACAGCUUGGCGGGGAUUGAAGAGGGAAAAGAGGCGAUCGUGGAAGAAGGUGGUAUUGCUGCGCUUGUGGAAGCGAUCGAAGAUGGGUCGGUGAAGGGGAAGGAGUUCGCUGUUCUGACUCUUGUUCAGCUCUGUGCUCACAGUGUUAGUAACAGAGGUUUGCUUGUGAGAGAGGGUGGGAUUCCUCCUCUCGUUGCUCUUUCUCAGAACGGCUCUGUUCGAGCUAAGCACAAGGCUGAGACACUCCUUGGAUAUUUAAGAGAAUCAAGACAUGAAGCGUCCUGUUCAAGUCCUUAGAGAGUAGUUUAUAAAUAGGAAGGUAAUUAUAUAAUGUAACUGGUUGUUGUACAUAUAUUUUUUUUUUGGUUUGUAACUUUGUACAGUGUGGAUCUUUUAAGUUAGAAGCUAGCCAGCACAGCAGUAGGCUGAUCCUUUGAUGAUUUAAUCCAGGCUUUGGUGAUUUUGCCUUCCCGUGUCCAAUCUGUAAUGUUUCCAGUUUCCAGAGGUUGUCUUAGUUUAUGUUGAUUAGCCUUUUUUUUUUUUUAGAUUUUUUUGUUGUUUUAAAAAAAACUCAGUUUUGUAUAGAGGCUAGCUCAGUUUUUUGUGUUUUUGCCUCUCUUGUAGUGAAAAUACUGAGGUUGUAUUACGCUACCACUUGGAAUGUGUCUGUUAGUGUGUUCAUAUUUUAUCUUGGUGAACAUUGAGUUUUAACUUUAAAUUUGGUUAGUCUGAUGCAUUUAAAUGUAUUAUACUGGCCGUAGGCCAUUAAUCA